AUGGCUUUGCGUCUAAAGGAAUGUGUCGACAACAAGCGACGGACAGGUGAUGGACAGGAGGUCCCUCUGUUCGAUGCGUUGAUCAGGCUUAAGCAGUUGCGGAGUAGUCGUCGGCUUUCAUCCACUCUGCUCGCUGCUCUGAGCCUCCAAGGGAAAGACCUGUCUGCUGAUGACAUGGACGUGCAGCGCGUCCGGGACUUCCGUGGUGACUGGCCGGCCAACAUGGGCUCAAUCGACCAGAAGAGCGAGCGCGGUGUGCGUAUCGCCAUAGACCGCGGUGGCACCUUCACGGACUGCGUAGGCAACCCGGGCACGGGCAAGAUGGAGGACGACAUCUUGAUCAAGCUGUUAUCGGUCGACCCAGAAAACUACGAUGACGCCCCACUCGAAGGCAUCAGGCGGCUGCUGUCCAAGUUCGACGGUAAAGAGAUUCCACGAGGUCAGCCUCUGGACACGAGCAAGAUCGAGAGUAUACGGAUGGGUACCACAGUAGCUACGAAUGCGUUGCUUGAACGGAAAGGUGAAGAUAUUGCCAUGGUAGUGACAAAGGGAUUCAAAGAUUGCCUGGAGAUUGGCAACCAAAGUCGACCGAACAUCUUCGAUCUGGCUAUCAGGAAGCCUGAAGUACUAUAUAAGAAGGUGGUGGAGAUAGACGAGCGAGUGACCUUGGAAGACUACGCAGAGGACCCGCAGCGGACCAACACCGACGCCUCUUCCAUCGACGAUGCGAGCACUGAUGCUGAGCUUGUCAAAGGCCUGAGUGGCGAGACUGUAAGGAUACUGCGAAGACCGCAAGAGGAGCGCAUCAGGAAGCAGUUACAAGAAGUCUUCGACUCCGGCCUAAAGAGCAUAGCAGUAUGCCUGAUGCAUGGCUACACAUACCCCAAGCACGAAGCUCUUGUUGGCAAAAUCGCACGCGAGAUUGGAUUUACACACGUUUCCUUAUCUCACGAACUCAUGCCCAUGAUCAAGAUUGUUCCUCGCGCGACGUCAGCGUGUGCGGAUGCUUAUCUGACACCGGCAAUACGGAAGUAUAUUGAUGGCUUCUCAGCUGGAUUUGAGGGUGGCCUAGGAAGUGAGAGCGUAAAGAAGGAACAAGGUUCCAAGGGCGCCAGGUGCGAGUUCAUGCAGUCUGACGGUGGGCUUGUGGAUGUGGACAUCUUUUCAGGGCUACGAGCUAUCCUCUCUGGUCCAGCUGGGGGUGUUGUCGGCUAUGCGUUGACAAGCUAUGACCCAGAAACGAAGACUCCUGUCAUCGGCUUCGAUAUGGGAGGCACCAGCACAGAUGUGAGCCGCUACGGGAACGGGAGGUACGACCACGUCUUUGAGACCACAACAGCCGGCGUCACCAUACAGAGUCCACAGCUGGACAUCAAUACCGUAGCUGCAGGCGGUGGCUCACGGCUGUUCUGGCGGAAUGGCCUGUUCGUGGUCGGUCCAGAGAGUGCCGGCGCUCACCCUGGACCUGCGUGCUAUCGGAAAGGCGGACCACUUACCAUCACGGAUGCAAAUACAUAUCUCGGCCGACUGCUACCCGACUUCUUUCCAAAGAUCUUCGGCAAGAACGAGGAUGAGGGCAUCGAUGAGCAGGCGAGCGAGAAGCUGUUCAAGGAGCUCACUGAGCAGAUUAACGGCGAGAUCGCCGGCUCGAGUAAGGAGAAGGAGAUGAGCAUGGAUGAAGUGGCCUACGGCUUCGUCAAAAUUGCCAAUGAGACCAUGACCCGUCCCAUACGAUCACUUACAGAAGCACGAGGGCAUGACACGAGCAAGCACCGACUGGCGACUUUCGGUGGCGCUGGAGGCCAGCAUGCUGUUGCUAUCGCCGAAGCUCUCGGUAUCUCCCAGAUUCUCGUGCAUCGCUACUCCUCAGUUCUUUCGGCAUACGGCAUGGCGCUUGCUGAUGUCGUGGACGAAAGACAGGAGCCCGACUCAAGAGUCUGGUCUGACGAAGAAGAUACUCGAAGUUAUCUGAAAAGCAAGAUGGACGAGCUGAAGCGAAAGUCCACAGCCACGCUCAAGGACCAAGGAUUCGAGGAAAGCAACAUCCACUUUGAAGAGUACCUAAACAUGAGGUAUCGUGGUACAGAGUCGGCGCUCAUGAUCGUCAAGCCGACCAAGGAAGAAGCCCAGAGUCUCUACGAUGGAGACGAGAUGGGGUUCGGCAAGGCUUUCGUUCGACAGCACGAGCAGGAAUUCGGCUUCACCUUGCCAGACCGAGACAUCAUUGUAGAUGACGUGCGAGCGCGCGGCAUUGGCAAAACGUUCGAAGGUCUCGAGAAGACAGUCGAUCAGCAACUGAAAGAGAUCCAGCCCAAAGACCUAGGCAAGGAUGAGAAGCAGUAUGGCAAGAGGAGCGUAUACUUCGAAGGCGGCAGACAAGACACUGCCAUCUACAAGCUGGAGGACCUGGCAGUCGGAGAUCGGAUCAAAGGUCCUGCUAUUAUCGCCGACGGCACACAGACGAUCGUGGUCACGCCCGAAGCUACCGCACUGUUGAUCAAUACGCACAUUGUGAUCAACAUUGGCGACAGCGGCGCCAUGGAGAAGAAGGUCAAUACAACGGAGGUCGACCCGAUCAUGCUCUCCAUAUUCGCGCACAGGUUCAUGGCGAUCGCAGAACAGAUGGGCCGAGCACUGCAGAAGACGAGCGUCAGCACGAACGUGAAAGAGCGGCUUGACUACUCUUGCGCUCUGUUCGACUCCGACGGCGGUCUGGUCGCGAAUGCACCGCAUCUCCCAGUUCAUCUCGGCAGCAUGUCGACUUGCGUGAAGAAGCAGGCAGAGAUCUGGAAGGGAAAGCUAAAGAAAGGCGAUGUGUUGGUUUCGAACCACCCGAUGUUCGGCGGCACGCAUCUACCAGACAUUACCGUCAUCACGCCAGCCUUCAGUGGCGAGAACAUAGUCUUCUACGUCGCUUCACGAGCACAUCAUGCAGACAUUGGAGGCAUCCUCCCCGGCUCCAUGCCACCGCAUUCGAGAGAACUGUUCCAAGAAGGCGCGCACAUCAAGUCGGAGAAGCUGGUCUCCGAGGGCCAUUUCAACGAAGCGCGCAUCACGAGUCUCCUGCUCAACGAGCCAGCGAAGUACCCCGGAUGCAGUGGAACGAGAUGUCUGGCCGACAACCUCAAUGACCUGAAAGCACAGAUUGCGGCGAAUCAGAAGGGAAUCAACCUCAUCAGCACGCUCAUCGAGGACUACGGUGAAGACGUCGUGCAGUUCUACAUGCACAAUAUCCAGGACAAUGCCAAUUUGAGCGUCAGGAAUCUUCUCAAAGAUGUGUCAAAACGGUUCGAAGGCCGGGAUCUAUCGGCGGUGGACUUCAUGGACGACGGCAGCCCGAUCAAGCUCAAGAUCACUAUCGACGGAGAGAAAGGCGAAGCAGUGUUCGAUUUCACGGGCACCGGGCCAGAGGUGUACGGCAACACGAACGCCCCGGAGGCGGUGACAUACAGUGCUAUCAUCUACUGCCUGCGCUGUCUCAUCAAAGAGGACAUCCCGCUCAACCAAGGUUGUCUACAGCCGAUCAACGUCAUCAUUCCGAAGAAAUGCUUCUUGUCUCCCUCAGGCACAGCGGCAGUCGUUGGCGGCAACGUCUUGACCUCCCAACGGGUAACGGACGUGGUGUUGAAAGCUUUCCAGGCCUGCGCGGCGAGCCAAGGCGACACGAACAACCUGACGUUCGGCUUCGGCGGCAAUGUCGAGGGCGAGGAGGAAGUCAAGGGCUUCGGCUACUACGAGACCAUCGCUGGCGGCUCAGGUGCUGGUCCGGACUGGGACGGCACGAACGGCGUCCACACGCACAUGACUAAUACCAGGAUCACGGACUCGGAGGUCUUCGAGCGCAGAUAUCCUGUCAUUCUUCGAGAGUUCAGCUUAAGAGCUGGAAGUCAUGGUGCUGGACAGCAUAAGGGCGGCGAUGGCGUUGUCAGAGACAUCGAGUUCCGCAUCCCAGUGCAAGUGAGUAUCCUGAGCGAGCGGCGGGUGUAUCAUCCCUACGGCCUGGCCGGUGGCGAGGACGCUGAGUGUGGCGUCAACUACUGGGUGCGCAAGGUGGAGAAAGUAAAGGGUAGUGAUGCCGAUGCGGAAGCCCAGGGGAACCAGCCGAACGGUGACCAUGCUUCGCAGGACGAUGCCGAAGAGGAAGAGAGGUUCAUCAACAUGGGCGCCAAGAAUACUGCGUCGAUGAAGCCGGGCGAACGCAUCAUUGUGAUGACGCCGGGUGGUGGCGGCUGGGGACAGGUCGGGAAGGAGAGCCAGAGCAAGCAGCAUGAGCGUGAGGAUCCGAAGCAUAGUUGGCGAGGGGGUAGUAUUGCUUCUAGGCAGGCUGAGGCGGAAGCGUCGGCCUAG
Messenger RNA from Saxophila tyrrhenica, 4347 nucleotides. RefSeq lists its product as uncharacterized. Gene Ontology annotation, molecular function: 5-oxoprolinase (ATP-hydrolyzing) activity. Lineage: Eukaryota; Fungi; Ascomycota; Dothideomycetes; Mycosphaerellales; Extremaceae. The transcript has 3 exons. Gene Ontology annotation, biological process: glutathione metabolic process. Bases 1 to 4347 code for a protein of 1448 amino acids. Gene Ontology annotation, cellular component: cytosol. The record is from RefSeq and is a predicted model, not a curated record.